Molecule: messenger RNA, 1290 nt
Organism: Exophiala dermatitidis NIH/UT8656
Lineage: Eukaryota; Fungi; Ascomycota; Eurotiomycetes; Chaetothyriales; Herpotrichiellaceae
Exons: 2
Coding region: 899-1279 (126 amino acids)
Source: RefSeq, a predicted model, not a curated record
CUUCUGUUUCACCUCCUUCACUCUGUCCCCCCGACUUGUCUCCUUCCGAGGAUCCUCCUCUUGCCCAAGAGUUGAGGAUCCCAGGGCUGCAUCACUGUCGAUAUGGACCGGCAUGUCGGCAGGGCUCAGGAAGGUCGUGGGCGGGUUCACAUGAUUCGGCGAAGAGGAUAACUCUGUGAAUGUCCCAAGUCAGUCUCAUGCUGUGAAGCCCCGACAAGACAAGGAGACAGAAACACCAAGGUAAAUAUAUGAUACUAUGAUACUCUGCAACACUUUUGUCUGUGAUGGAUUUGAGAGUGCCAUGGGAGACCAUCUGCAGACUGGCAGCCCUUGUGACUGUGGGCUUGUUGACUCGCUAGACAAGCUGGCAAAGAGAGAGACUGGGAUUGAGGGACAACUUACCAAGAGACACUGACAGCGACACACCACACAUUGAGGCAAGCAACUUCAGUGAAUGUCCGACGAGCAAAAGGAUGGACAAUGAAUGGGCAACUGUCCUAAGGACUCAGGCUGGAUAAUGGGAGGCUUCAAGUUCUGGCUGUGUCGGGCCUGGCUGCAGUGAUGUCUUGAGUCUGCUAGAACUGUUCAUGUUCCGCUUGCAUUGCCAGACACUGGAAGCAUUGCAGCUCAUGCCAAAGCAGAGCAUUGCAGGGCAUUACAUGCAGUGCAGUGGUCCGUUGCUGUGAUGCAGUGCCUCUUAAGCUCGGGCUCUGGCUCUGGCUCUGGUCUGGCACUGGGAUACUCAUGUUGCCAGGACUGUGAGCUGCACUGGCAAUGCUCUGUUCUGUGCCGUUCCGUGACAGUCCUGCCAUGACUGCCCUUCUACAUGAUGAUGUCGUGGCCUUCCGUCUGAUUCCCUGCUGCGUUGAGAUGCACUGCGUUGUCCAAUCCCAAUUGUAUGCUGGGAUCCACGGUUGCUCUCGUGCGGCUGGGAAUGAUGUCGUCCUGCACUGGCAGUUGCCGUGGGUGUCUCUCACCUUCCGCCCUCACCGUCGCCCCGGUCGAUCACACGCAGGCUCAUGAUUCGCCGUCGUCGAUGCUGCACGCUCGCCCAAUUGGGAAUUUCUGGAUUUGCUGCUGCCUACAAGUAUCUGCUCUUUUUCUCAACUCAACUCUCUUUCCAAAAAAUUUCUCUCCCUCUCACCCACCUGCACAGUCUCUACCAGACCACCUUUACAUUCCCUAUUCCUCCCUUGUACAUCCGUUUCUCUGCUAUUGCAAGUUCCUACACUCGUUGCAGCGCAUCUUUGCAUCUCUCUCGCUAUCGAUAACUACCUAGGUAGUCAUCGC